UCAAAUUUGAAGCCACCAGUUACGAGCCACAUGUCAGUGAGAUGAAUCAGUAAAUUCAGUGUCAUUUUGCAUUUUCUUUUUUCUUUCCCAAAAUUAUCUCCUCUUCUCUUCUGAGAUAAAAAAUGGCGUCCAUUUAUAUGCCUUCUUCUCUGUCUUCCUUACCAGAGUACUGAUUCACAAAAUAUGGCCUUUUGUCUUUUGAUUAGAAGCUUCAUUUUGCAAUCACUCAUCUGCUGAUGUAGACAUUGGACGAAGCACCACCAUUUUCCCUAUAUAUAUAUAUAUAUAAAUAUACAAUAUCCAAUCAAGAGCACCAUUUUUUUGGUUCUCGUCCUUCCUGAGAAAGACAGUGAGACAAAUAUGUCCGAGAGUUUUGACUCCUCUUUGCUUUCCAUUCUCUGCUUUUUCUGAAAGGUAUGGAGUGUUUUGACAUCUGGAGACAAAAAUGUUGCAGUUCUUAGAAGGAUUAAAGCAGCUAUUUGUUGCUGCAAUAAAUUGUUGCAAUAGUGAUGUGUCUAAGCAAACUACGGGUUUAGAAGAUCCAGAAGCUCUUGCAAGGGAGACAGUCUGUAUGUGUCUUUACAGAAGUUUUGGGUUAACAUUUUUAGGUGUUUUCCUUUGUCAUUGGCCUAUAGUUAGUGUAAGUGAGAUUGAGGCACUGUAUGAACUGUUCAAGAAGAUUAGCAGUGCAGUGAUUGAUGAUGGGCUGAUAAAUAAAGAAGAAUUUCAGUUGGCAUUAUUCAAGACAAACAAGAAAGAGAGCUUAUUUGCAGAUAGGGUAUUUGACUUGUUCGACACAAAGCAUAAUGGAAUACUUGGUUUUGAAGAGUUUGCUCGUGCUCUUUCUGUCUUUCAUCCCAAUGCACCUAUUGAUGAUAAGAUUGAGUUUUCAUUCCAGCUGUAUGAUCUCAAGCAGCAAGGCUUUAUUGAAAGGCAGGAGGUGAAACAAAUGGUAGUGGCCACCCUAGCUGAAUCUGGCAUGAAUCUUUCUGAUGACGUGAUUGAAAGUAUCAUCGACAAGACAUUUGAGGAAGCUGAUACAAAACAUGAUGGGAAAAUUGACAAGGAAGAAUGGCGAAAUCUUGUCUUGCGUCAUCCAUCCCUUUUGAAGAAUAUGACUCUUCAGUAUCUCAAAGACAUCACGACCACAUUUCCGAGUUUUGUUUUUCACUCACAGGUUGAUGAUACUUGAGUCAAAUAAAUACAUCAUCCAUGUGAGUUUCAGCAGCCUUACCUGGUAAUGAUGUGUCACAAAUGAAGGAACGAGGUUGAGGUAUUGGUGAUAGGGUGGAUGGAUAUGGCUUUUGUUUAUAUUUUCAUUGAGUCGAACUUCAUCUUCUAUUUUUUGGAUAGAUGAGGUUUCUCUAUUGUACAAAUGAGUUUGUUUAUUUAUUUAUUUGCUUCAUUGGAAAUAAAAAGGGGGACUAAAAUAGUAUGUUGAGGUGUUUCACCAUUCACGCCAUGGAGAUUUGGGGAGAUUUGGAUAUGCCCAGAUCUGGAAAUGGCUGCUGCUGCAAAUUAGGGAGGGGAAAAAACCGUAAGAAGGAGAUGAAGAUGAUGAAAACCAGCCUCAUUUCCCCUGAAAAAUAACAUGUCUAUCAUUUUUUCCUUGUGGUUAAGAUGUCGUUUUCCAAGUUUUGGGGAUCAAAAUAUCGUUGGUGUAUGUUUUGUUGUAAUUAUAUGUUGAAAUUGUUGGAAUAGAGAAGCUGUCUGAAUUAAAA
This is a messenger RNA of Prosopis cineraria, 1721 nucleotides long. RefSeq names its product calcineurin B-like protein 3. Lineage: Eukaryota; Viridiplantae; Streptophyta; Magnoliopsida; Fabales; Fabaceae. The transcript has 9 exons. Gene Ontology annotation, molecular function: kinase binding; calcium ion binding. Gene Ontology annotation, biological process: calcium-mediated signaling. The record is from RefSeq and is a predicted model, not a curated record. The coding region runs from base 446 to 1192 and encodes 248 amino acids.